AUGGAGCUUCUCUCUACCAAGGGAAGGUUCAUCCCGAACUACAAGUGUGAUCUCAAGGACAAUGUAAUAUCUGUGAUUGCAGGACAUAAUGCUUACAUUGGCCAGUUCAUGUCAAAUAUUCUGAGCAUUUACAAGAUGCCACAGAUGUGGCCCCUUUCUGUUUGCAAUGACAAGUGCUCUUCUGGUUAUAGCAGGAUAAAAGUAGAAGGGAAGCCAUUCUGCUGCUACGAUUGCCUUCGUUGUCCUAAAGGAAAGAUUGCAAACCAAACAGAUGCAGAUGACUGUCUUCAUUGUUCAGAAGAUCAAUUUCCAAACAAAGCUCAAAAUCUUUGUAUUCUGAAGAGUGCAAAUUUCUUGUCCUAUGAAGAGCCAUUGGGAAUCGCCUUGGCCACUGUUAGUCUCUCCUUUUCUUUCAUCACAGCCUUGAUGUUCGGAAUCUUCAUUAAACAGUGGGACACCCCCAUAGUCAAAGCCAACAACAGGAACCUCACCUACAUUCUCCUCAUUGUUCUCCUGCUCUCCUUCCUUUGCACUUUGCUCUUCAUUGGCCAACCUAACUGGGUGACAUGUCCCUUGAGGCAAACUGCUUUUGGCAUCAUCUUCUCUGUAGCCCUUUCUUGCAUAUUGGGGAAAACAACCAUUGUGGUUCUUGCUUUCAUGGCCACCAAGCCAGGUUCCAAAAUGAGGAAAUGGGUGGGGAAAAGGCUAGCCUACACUAUUGUCCUAUCUUGCUCCCUGGUGCAAGUCAUAAUUUGUGCUGUGUGGUGGGCAAUUUCUCCCCCAUUCCCAGAUGCAGAUCUUUACUCCAUGGCUGAAGAAAUUGUCCUGCAAUGUAAUGAUGGUUCAACCACCAUGUUUUAUACUGUCCUUGGCUUUAUGGGGUUCUUGACUGCUGUCAGCUUCACCGUGGCCUUCCUAGCUAGGAAGUUACCUGACAGCUUCAACGAAGCUAAAUUUAUCACCUUCAGCAUGUUGGUCUUUUGCAGUGUCUGGAUAUCAUUUGUUCCCACCUACCUAAGCACCAAAGGCAAAUACAUGGUGGCGGUGGAGAUCUUCUCUAUUUUGGCUUCUGCAGCUGGAUUACUGGGCUGCAUCUUUUCCCCCAAAUGCUAUGUGAUUGUGCUGAGGCCAGACUUGAACAAAAAGGAACAACUGAUAAAGAGAGAAUAA
This is a messenger RNA of Candoia aspera, 1170 nucleotides long. Its product is annotated as vomeronasal type-2 receptor 26-like. NCBI's taxonomy places the organism in Eukaryota, Metazoa, Chordata, Lepidosauria, Squamata, Candoiidae. Gene Ontology annotation, biological process: G protein-coupled receptor signaling pathway. Bases 1 to 1170 code for a protein of 389 amino acids. The transcript is spliced from 3 exons. The record is from RefSeq and is a predicted model, not a curated record. Gene Ontology annotation, cellular component: plasma membrane. Gene Ontology annotation, molecular function: G protein-coupled receptor activity.